CAAAAUUGUGCUGUCAGAUCCGAAUCAAAACAACGCGCAUUCCGUAAUUUUCGCAAAAAUUGUGUUAUUUCUUGUGAAUUUUCGAGUUAAUUCGUACUAAAUUGUGAAAUUCGUUGACGAUCAGCUAAUCCAAUAGCUCCCGGUAAACAUCGACAGUGUGCUGUGUCGUCAUCAUGGGUGUGCGAAAGUGCAUCAUCAAGGACUGUCCGUCCAGUUCGGCUCGGCCGGAGGACCGGGGCGUCACCUACCACAAGAUCCCGGCUAAUGAGGAGAACAUGAAAAAGUGGAUGAUUGCCUGCCGGCUGCCGGAUAAUUACUACAUAAAUAAAGGAUCCAAUGUGUGCAGCCGCCACUUCCGGAAGGCGGAUUUUCAGGAUUUCAAAGGUACCAAAUAUGUUUUGAAAUUCGGGGCUGUUCCAACAAUUUUCUCCUGGACCGUUGCCAGCGGAUCCGGAAGAAAGAAGAAAGAGGUUAAGAAGAAGGCAGCAGCCAAAAAACCUACUCCAUCCGAAAUAAAGGUGGAAAAGAAAGUUGAAAGUGAACCUGAAAAGUCGGACGAUAAAGCUACGCCGUCAUCGUCAUCAUCAUCGUUGGAAACUGAAAAUAAACCUGAUAAGGUGGACGAUAAAGAAUCCAAGAAAAUUGACGAUGAUAAACCAGUUGAGAAUAAAGAAGAUAAGAAGCCUGAAAAUGACAAAUCAGUCGAACAUGGAGUUGCCGCCGACGAUGUUGAUCUAAAGGAGGAAGCAUUGGUGGUUCCUAUGCCAACUCCGAAACAAAAGUCACCAAAGCGAGCAACACCUAAAAGGCCAGCAAAUUCAAGAGCCUCCGCUUCCGGAUCGGCCAAGAAGACUAGACGCAGUCUGGAACCGGCUGCUGGAAAGGAUAAAAAAGUUGCCUCCCCGAAGAAGUCAGUCUCCACCGUCGUAGCUCCGACGGUCAGCCAGUCUCCCAUCAAUUUUGUUCCUGGAACGAAAAUCGAAGCGCAAGACUUCUCCGGUAAAUGGCAUCCAGCUAAAAUCGGUGAAGUCGACACCGAAGAACGGGAGGUUUUGAUACAGUUUGAAAAGAAUGGUAAAAACAAAUCUUCGCUCAACGACGAAUGGAUCCCGAUGGAUAGUGUACGCCUCAGGAAUCCGGCUCAGGCCAAAAUUCCCAACGAUAAACUUUCUUUCGUCAUCGGGGAAAAAUGUUUCGCACGGUGGAGCGAUUCAAGAAAGUUCCCGGCCACUAUACAAGCCGUUUUGGAGAACGAAAUGUACGAGGUUCUCUUUGACGAUGGCUUUGUCAAAGUUUGCAAAGCGAGUCACAUCAGCAAACUGAAGAAAACGGAGCAACAAGCUCCUCCACCAGAGUUGGAUGCCUCGUUGGAUAUUUCUAUAAAACAGGAAGAAGGCUUGGAUACGACUCCAGUUCCUGUUGCUUCGGUUGCAAAACCGAUUACUCCUGCACCCAUUCCGGAGCUGCAUAUUCCGCAACUGGCCAAGGUCAGUGAUUUCCCGCCAGUUCCAAAAUCGGGUGAAUGGUGCUGCCAUUGGAUGAACGAUUUCCCUAUUGGGGAUGAAACAAGUAUCGAAGUUGCUGGUGUGAAAAUCAACAGCAUAGUCGUAGACGAUUGGCGGCUCCCCGAAGGUUGGGUCAAACACAUCUAUCAGCGUAUCACAACCUUUGGAAAGCUGGACAUUAUUCUCGUUAGCCCCGAUGGAAAACCUUUCCGCAACAGACAGGAGGUUAAAACUUAUCUCGCCGAAAAGGGCAUUCCCUACGAUGCCAACGUUUACGACUUUGCGCUGCACAAAAAACGUUCCAAAGAAUUGGGCUUCUGUCACUACACGGCGGAAUACAAAGAAGCCAUUUUGCCACCGGCUCCACCUCCGCCUCCAGAGCUCCUCAACAUGGAAGUCAACAUUGGCUCGGUAAAAGUUAAAAUCAUCGACAACCUGUACCAGUGUCCGGAACCGGACUGCCUCAAGACGUUCCGCAAAGAAAAUCAUUUGCAGAUUCACAUCAAACAUUACCAUAAGGAGCUGGCUAAAGGUUUGGGGAAGAUUCCGGAUAUGCAGGAUCUAGCUGCUCUGAGAACACCAGUGGAACUGCUCGAUAUGCCCCCGAAGGUGGCACGCCAAUCGUCGUCCCGGUCGUCGCUGAAAGAGGACCCUACCGUCAAGAAGGAAGACGGCUUGAAGAAGGAAGCCGAUGAUGUGGAAAUUAAAAGAGAACCCGUUGAUUCACAGCUGGACAGUUCCUUCCCUAAGGACAAAAUCGAAAUCCUAGGUACCGGUGAAGACACCUACAUUAUUUCGGAAAUCAAAAGUCCCAAACAGGAAUCGCAGCCAUCAACGUCCCUGCUAGAGGAAGCCCUCGAGUCCGGCAAAGCUUCCGAUGUGGUUCCCCAUGUGGUCGGAAAGGGCCCGGUCAAAAAUGUCACCAAAAUUAAACUGUUCGGUAAAAAGAAAACUAGGAACACCAAGAAAACCAAGGCAGGAUUCAUCUCCAAACCCUUGGCAGCUGGAGCUGCUGCUCACAAGAAAAAAAAGAGAAAGUUCAAAUUCAGCCGGGACUCGAUGGAUUACAUGGACGCCGAUGAAACGAUGCAUUCAUUUGGCACCGGAGGCAAUGAUAGUUUCUUCAGGCACGGCUAUGGGCUGGAUCCGGAUGCCAGCCAGGCUACCACGAAUGCCAGCAUCUGUGGCCAGUACGGAGAUGAUUCAAUCAACAGUCCGAGAUUUAUAAGUGAAAAUGGUGAAGUUAUCAAGAUCGUAUCGAUGAAGAAGGAGGAAAUCAUCAAUUGUCUGUGUGGAUAUGGAGAAGAAGAUGGAUUGAUGGUCCAGUGUGAGCUGUGUCUGUGCUGGCAGCACGGUAUUUGUAAUGGUUUCGAGCGCGAUACGCAAGUCCCGGAUAAAUACGUGUGUUACAUCUGUAGGAAUCCUCAAGGAGUACGAGAAUCUCGACGCUACAUUCACGAUCAAGAUUGGCUGUACGAGGGAAAACUUCCGGUUGCUAACUAUCAUGCACCGAGCUCGAAACACGUCACACGUUUCGACAUAUUGAAGCAAAGUCACAUGCUUGGAGGAAAUUUGCUGGAAUUGAAACGUUUCAUGCACAGUUUGAAGGUUAAAAUUAACAUUGCUGACAAGAAGGACCAUCCCAAACUUUACUUGUGGUCUAAAAAAUGGGAAAGUAGUCCUCCACGCGGAGGCAACGGAGAUCUCUCCGGAAUUGUACCUUUGAACACAUCAGUUACGGGAUCUACACCGACAGGUGGGCAGAAACCCAUCCCCCAGAUUCCGAUCCCGGAAGCUCCAAUCGAUCCGGAUGAAUGUCAAACCAUCCUGCUAGAGCAUAUUCAGAAGCAGCAAAACGCAGCAAUGGCUCGGCUACAGGCCAUGGAGGCCCAGAUCAUUGCGCUGGAGGCCUACGACGACAAAUCGGAUCUGCUCGAGUCCCCGACUGCCAAAAACUACCCGAAGACGAAGCAAACCAUCCACAUGCUGCUGAACGAUCUGGUCAAGCUGAAGAAGAUAGCGGCCAUCCAUCGGAGCGCUCAGCAACCACCACCGUACUAGGAACGUUUUGAGGUUUUCGGAAAACUAUAGAUACAACAUGCGUAAAUGGUCUCCUUCUCAGUCAUAGUUUUCUGGUAACUUAUAUCCCUUAGAUUAGCUCAGUGAAAGCUGAUUGGAUGUAUUCAUAGUCGUUAAACAAAACCACGAAUAAAUGGCAGAUCUAAAA
Messenger RNA from Uranotaenia lowii, 3732 nucleotides. It is a transcript of the gene MBD-R2, whose product is annotated as PHD finger protein 20-like protein 1. The transcript has 6 exons. The record is from RefSeq and is a predicted model, not a curated record. Gene Ontology annotation, cellular component: NSL complex. Gene Ontology annotation, biological process: regulation of transcription by RNA polymerase II. Bases 174 to 3566 code for a protein of 1130 amino acids. Gene Ontology annotation, molecular function: DNA binding. NCBI's taxonomy places the organism in Eukaryota, Metazoa, Arthropoda, Insecta, Diptera, Culicidae.